AAAAAAAAAAAAAAAACAACAACAAAAAGCUGACCUCAGAUCAGCUUCAGCGGUGAACCUGCAGUAGUUCAGUCAGCUUUCUGUUUUCAGUCUCCACAGUGUCCACAGUGUCCACACUGGUCUCCUGAUCCUCUGCAAACAGGUCCAUCAAACACUGAUGCUGGAUCUCCAGUGGGAGUGGAAUGGAUAAUGGCCAUGGCACACUCUAAUCAGCGGUCACCAUCCUCCUCUCCUCCUGAUGAUGUCAACCUGGGACCUUCAGCAAACCCAAAUGCCAGGCCCACUGACUUUGACUUCUUGGCCGUCAUUGGCAAGGGGACCUUUGGGAAGGUCCUGCUUGCCAAGCUCAAAGCUGACAACAAGUUCUACGCCGUCAAAGUUCUGCAGAAGAAAGUCAUCCUGAAGAAAAAAGAGCAAAAGAACAUUAUGGCAGAGAGAAAUGUGCUGCUGAAGAGUCUGAAACAUCCAUUUCUGGUUCGGCUCCACUACUCCUUCCAGACCCCAGAGAAGCUCUACUUUGUCCUUGACUAUGUGAAUGGGGGAGAGUUGUUCUUCCACCUGCAAAGAGAAAGGUGUUUCUCAGAGCCCAGAGCGAGGUUCUACACAGCCGAGGUUGCGAGCGCUAUCGGCUAUCUUCACUCUCUCAACAUCGUUUACAGAGAUUUGAAGCCAGAGAACAUUCUCUUAGACUCCCAGGGCCAUGUGGUGCUGACAGAUUUUGGUUUGUGCAAAGAAGGUGUAGAGCCGGAGGGAACCACCUCAACUUUCUGUGGGACUCCUGAGUACUUGGCACCAGAGGUUCUUCGUAAGGAACCGUAUGACAGGACGGUGGACUGGUGGUGUCUGGGAGCAGUGCUCUAUGAGAUGAUUUACAGCCUGCCUCCUUUCUACAGCCGUGAUGUUGGUGAAAUGUAUGAUGGGAUCCUGCACAAACCACUGCCACUGCCUGCAGGGAAGUCAGACGCUGUCGCCUCUCUGCUGGUGGGUCUUUUGCAAAAGGACCAGCACAGACGCCUUGGAGCCAUCGCCGACUUUUUAGAAAUAAAGAACCACACCUUUUUCUCUCCAAUUAACUGGGAUGAUCUUUACCACAAAAGAAUCACUCCUCCUUACAACCCUAAUGUGAGAGGCCCAGCUGACACUCAACAUAUUGAUCCCGAGUUCACUAGAGAAAUGGUUCCUAACUCAGUAAGUCGGACCCCGGAGUUAAAUGCUGGCACCAGCUCUAGCAACGCCUUCAAUGGUUUCUCCUUUGUUGCUACCGAGGACAGCUUUCUGUGAGGACAGAGAAAACUCUUCAAAUGUUUGACCAGAGUGAUUUAAUAGCUACCUCUCCUGAGGUAGGAGCUCAGGAAAAUAAGAGCCCUUCUUGUAUCACUAAAGAAAUCUCUCAUGGCAUCUGCGGACUCCUGCAGGGAUUUCCAAAUUGUGCUUCUUGGGGUUGUAGCAGAAAGAGCUCACACCUGUAAUGGAUACAGUUAUGGAUAAAAUGUAUAAAACCGAUUGUCUGGAAGGUCUGCUCUUUGACAUGAAUGUGUUACCAAAAAGUGUGUGUUUUAUAUUUUAGGCUUUUGUGAACAAUCAUGCUGUGCUGUGCAUGUUUAAAAAGAUAAAGAAAACACAAUGUUGUCUUCCUGUGCACAGUGUACAUCCAAACAGAGGGCUCUAUUUUCCUGAAAAAGGCCACAGAGGCAAAUGCAAGCAAAAUCUCCAGUGCACUUUUUUUUUCUUUGCAAUUUUGGUGAGCAAAGGCAUAGACACAAACCAGGUGUGAAGCAGGCACAACCAGGCGCAGCUGGUCACAAGGUGGAAGUCAGGCUGAAUGCAAUAUUUGUUGGAGAACUGCAGAAUCGGCAGGUGGAAUCAGGGCGAGCUUCAGUAAAGGCUUUCAUCCUGUUUAAAAGCAGCAACAGAUGAAAAAGAGAGGCUGAGGUCUCUGAGAGAGUAAUAUAAAUCAUCUACAUGAAGCACCUGAAGAUCCAAAACAAAUAUAUAAAUAUAUAUAUAUAUACAUAUACGCUUUUAACAUAGAGUGGUGAAUUAAUGUGGGCAAAUUCGGGUCAAACUUUAAAAACUGUAUUUUGAUGCACAUUAAUUAAUAGUGAUUUUAUAGAAGUCUGUGUGCAUGUAUGUGUCUGCCAACUAAAGCCAUUAAACGUCCCCUGUGUCAUAUACAAAAAAAUAGACUUAUCCAUGAGGAAAACUGCAAUCUUGGCUUUAAGUCUGACGGAAAAUGGAGCCCUUGGUGUUGUGUGUGUGUGUCACUAAUCUAAUAUUUUAUAGAACACAGAUUUCUUAUGUGAACACAGACAUUUAACCCUGAUGUUUGCCAGUUCUUUGAAACGGGUUGACAAAACUAAGUGGAAAAACAUUAUAUAGAAACAGAAAAUUCUGCCACUUGAACAAUACAAUGUUUUGAAUUUUAACAUCAGUUAUCAUACAGUUAUCAAUCAAUAAUGUACAUGUCUGUCACUUUGUUAUGAUAUGCAUCAUCAUUGCUUUUUGUAAUCAUUAUUCUUUGUAGUCAUUAUAAAAUACAGUCACUUUUCUUACUUUUUAAGACAAGAUAGCGCUGACCUUCCAGUACAAAUAGAGAUAGAUAAAAGAUAGAUAAAAUUAAAAUUUUAAAUAAUUUUUUUAAAAAACUUAAAAAUAAUAUUAGCAGUAAUUUAGACUAUAACAUGGUAGUAAUGCCACUGUAUGAAGCAGAAGCUCUCAGUCCUCACAACAGUGAUUGUGCUUGAUUGUCCAACUGAAUUUGUAGGUGAUGCGCUGAAGCUAAAGAAAUGCUCCAUCACAGUGUGGACACUGUGGACUGUGGUUUUGUUUUCUGGUAUUCUAGCUGACAAACUCCUCAAAAUAUGUUUGUAUGGAGAUUAUUUUAGCCUGUAUAAGCAGACAGGGAUAUUGAUUAGUUUUGUUUCAUGAUACAUGCUGAAACAGCUCAUGUUAUAUUGAGAAUACUGUAUGUAACAUCUGUAAAUAUACAGUAACAGCUUUGCAAUGGGAUUAUGUACUGUACUAAUGUGAUUAUAUUGGUGUAAACCAUGAGGUGCCUGUCUGCUUGAAGAAUGAAGCUGGUGAUUGAUGGUGCUUUAUGUUGGCAUUGAUGGGUGACACAUUUGUACAUCUCUUGGCCUUUUAUUUUUAUUAUCUCAUUUAUACCUAUAUAUACCUAAAGUCUUAUUUGUACAUCUGAUAUUAAAAAUGGUAAUGUCUUUCAGUUCCUGAAUAAAACACGCAAAGUUC
This is a messenger RNA of Scatophagus argus, 3249 nucleotides long. It is a transcript of the gene sgk2a, whose product is annotated as serum/glucocorticoid regulated kinase 2a. Gene Ontology annotation, biological process: protein phosphorylation. The record is from RefSeq and is a predicted model, not a curated record. The transcript is spliced from 13 exons. Bases 190 to 1281 code for a protein of 363 amino acids. NCBI's taxonomy places the organism in Eukaryota, Metazoa, Chordata, Actinopteri, Scatophagidae. Gene Ontology annotation, molecular function: ATP binding; protein serine/threonine kinase activity.